Molecule: messenger RNA, 2220 nt
Organism: Entrophospora sp. SA101
Lineage: Eukaryota; Fungi; Glomeromycota; Glomeromycetes; Entrophosporales; Entrophosporaceae
Source: the annotation of a GenBank genome assembly
AUGUUACAAAAUUUCAAUUCACCAUUUCCUGUUGUACCAGGAAAUCAAAUUGAUUUUUCUCAUGCUGAAAUAUUAAAAAAAAGGAUAAAUUCAAUAAUUGGUGCAGCCAUUGUAAAGUUUCCUGCUCCAAAUUGUAUGAAUGUUGAUCCUAAUACACCCAAUUGGGAUAGUUUAGUUGAUGGUGAACUAGUUUAUGAUAUUGAACCUGAUGGAUCUUGUACACUGAUACUUCUUGCCUUUGACAUGUUAAUUGAUAAAGGAUUAAAUAUAAUGGAAAAAACUCUUGAUGAAAGAUUAGGCCAUUUACUCGUUCUUAUAAAAGAUUAUAAUAAACUAAUGUUAAGAAAUAACCCACAGCUUGCAAAUAAUCAACCACUCAAGUUCAUUUUUAAAGAGAUGGAGAAAUCUUAUGAUCUAGAGAAAGUUAUUGAAGAAAUAACUUCAAAAUUAAAACAUAAGAAUGAUGGAUUAAUUUUCACAUCUGCAAACUUAAAAUGGAAAUCACCAAGUAAAAAUUCUAUUGAUUUUCUUUUAAAAGUUGAACAUGAUCAAAAUAAAGAAAUGCCCAGAUUUUGUCUAUUUCAACAAGGAAAUAAUGGAUAUGAAUAUUUUAAUGAUAUGAAUGUAACUUAUGAACAAUGGAAAAUAUGGAUUGAUAAUAAUGAGAAACUUGAUGAAAGAUUAGUUGAAGUGGUUUGUAAUCCUUCUUCAUCAUCAUGGCAAUUUUUAAGAUUUCGUGAUGAUAAACUAUACCCAAAUCCUUCCGCUACUGUUGAUAAAAUAGUACAAAGUAUCAAAGAUGGUAUUGAUGAAGAAAAACUGAUUGCACAAACACAUAAAAUACAUGAUUCCUGGAAGAAAAGAGAACAAGAAAGAAAUCAACAAUUACCCACAAAUAAUAAAGUUUUAAUAAGACAAAUAUUGCCAAUUACAAUCAGUAAUGCUGUUCGAUUCUACUCUUCCCCAAGACCAAAAGGACCAAAAACACUUAAAGAACGUCUUGCAGAACUGAUUCCAGAAAAACUAGAAGAGAUAAAAUUAGUUAAAUCAAAAUAUGGUCAAGAAAUUUUAGGAGAAGUGUCGGUUGAUAUGGUGUAUGGAGGAAUGAGAGGUAUAAAAGGGUUGAUUUGGGAAGGUUCAGUCUUAGAUCCUGAUGAAGGUAUUCGAUUUCGUAACCUGACCAUUUCUGACUGCCAACGACUUUUACCUAAAGCUGAUGAAAGUGGCGGCGAGGAACCGUUGCCUGAAGGUCUUUUUUGGUUAUUGGUAACUGGUGAAGUACCAACCAAAGAACAAGUUACUGCUUUAUCAGCUGAAUGGGCAGCCAGAUCCGUUAUACCAUCUUUUGUUGAAGACCUUAUUGACAGAUGUCCAAAUACAUUACAUCCAAUGUCACAAUUUUCCUUAGCGGUAACAGCUUUACAACAUGAUUCUAAUUUUGCUAAAGCCUAUCAAACUGGAGUAAAUAAAAAUGAAUAUUGGGAAUAUGUUUACGAAGAUGCCAUGGAUUUAAUUUCAAAAUUACCUAAUGUUGUUGGUAGAAUAUAUAGAAAUAUAUAUAAAGAUGGGAAGGUUGCCCCUAUAGAAGCAGAUAAAGAUUAUUCAUAUAAUUUAGCAAAAGUACUUGGCUAUGCUGACAAUAAAGGUUUUAUUGAAUUGUUGAGGCUUUAUCUUACUAUUCAUUCAGAUCAUGAAGGUGGGAAUGUUUCUGCUCAUACAAUGACUCGUUGGAAUCUUGCAAAUCAAGAAGUUGUACGUUGGAUUCAUAAAAUGAGAGAUGAGAUCGGAGAAUCACCAAGUGAUGAAACAGUAGAAGAUUAUGUCUGGUCAACAUUGAAAUCUGGUAAAGUUGUACCUGGAUAUGGUCAUGCUGUACUUCGAAAAACCGAUCCAAGAUAUGAAGCACAAAGAGAAUUUGCAUUAAAAAAUCUACCCGAUUAUGGAUUGUUCAAGUUAGUUUCACAAUUAUACAACAUUGUACCAGGUGUAUUAAAGAAGCAUGGUAAAACCAAGAACCCAUGGCCAAAUGUUGAUGCACAUUCUGGUGUAUUAUUACAAUAUUAUGGAUUAAAUGAGCAAAAUUAUUAUACAGUUUUAUUUGGAGUUUCUAGAGCCUUGGGUGUUUUAUCACAGAGUAUUUGGGAUAGAGCUUUUGGAUUCCCAAUUGAAAGACCAAAAUCAUACUCUACAGAAAUGAUUCGUAAGAUGUUUGAGAAAUGA